AUGUCAGAAAAUGAUUCGCUGUUGUAUCCAUCACGAGGCGUUGCCAGAAACGAAAGGAUUGCCUUUCCCGUUAUAUAUUGCACUCUGAUCGUGUGCUUAGGAUCGGCUCAAUUCGGAUACCACACAGCAGAAUUGAAUGCUCCACAGCAAUUCAUGUCAUGCUCAGAAUUUUCAGUUCCCAACGGAAAUGAAAACGUGCCAUACGAUUCUACAUGGCUAGGCAGACAUCACUUCAGACAAUGUGUGCCAAUGGACGAUGAGCAGAUUGGAUUGGUUACAGCAAUGUUUUGCGUGGGUGGUCUUUUCGGGUCGUACUAUGCGGGAUGGCUAGCGAACGUAUAUGGGCGCAAGAAAGUUUGCAUUUAUGGAUGUGUGCUAUCGGGUCUUGGAUCGCUAAUGCUAUUUGCCAGUAACAGCUACAGUGGUUUAAUCCUUGGCAGAAUUUUGGUGGGUAUAUCUAGCGGCAUUUGCAUUGUAGUUAUACCGUUAUUCAUAAACGAGAUCAGUCCUGUUGAAUGGAGGGGGAGCUUGGGGUCUCUGAACCAGGUUUGCAUCAAUAUGGGUAUUCUUUUCACACAAUCGUUAGCACUCAAAUUUGCUGAUUCCUAUCGUUGGAGAUGGCUCUUAUUCACGGGCUUCCUUUUAGCCGUGGUAAACAUUGUUCUUUUGUUCAUCAUUUUAGAGUCACCAAAAUGGUUAAUGAUCAGAGGUAGACUUAGAGAAGCAGAAAUGUCGUUGUACAAAUUACGCAACGGGUCACUUGAGGACGCCAAGGCCGAGAUUCAAAAAUGGCGGACCGACGCCCAACAUCAGGAGGAUCAAGAGAAUCUGGAUGGUAACAAAGAAGGACCCACUUUAUGGCAAUAUGUCAGAAAUCCAAUGUUCAGAAAGCCAAGGAACGUUAUACUAGCUCUUUUGUUAGGCCAACAGUUAUGUGGUAUCAACUCAAUCAUAUUCUACGGAGUUAAAGUGAUCAGCCAGUUGUUACCAGAUCAUGCCAUCCAAGUCAAUUUGGGCAUAUCCUUGGUGAACGUUUUAGUGACGCUUGCUGCUUCUGCAUUAAUUGCCGUUUCAGGAUGCAAGCCGCUGCUAAUGUUCUCAGCCGGUUUAAUGUCAAUCUCUUCUUUCUUGAUCAGUAUAGGAAUAGUGAAGAGAAUGGCUACACUUUUAGUCUCCUCCACUUUCCUAUAUAUCACCGCUUUUGCUCUAGGCCUCGGCCCGAUACCAUUCAUGAUCAUUGGAUCAUUGUCAGCACCGCAAGAUGCAGCUACGGCCCAAAGCUUCGGAACUGUAUGUAACUGGCUGGGAACAUUUUUCAUUGCAUACUUAUUCCCCAUGGUUCACGAUUUGGUUGGUGGUUCCGUUUACUGCAUAUUUGGUUUCAUUGCAGUUGGUUUCUGCUUUUACACCUACUAUUACAUUCCGGAAACCAAAAAUAAGGCAAGCUACACGGAUGUUUGGUCUGGAUACUAA
This is a messenger RNA of Zygotorulaspora mrakii, 1473 nucleotides long. RefSeq names its product Vvs1p (gene VVS1). Gene Ontology annotation, cellular component: membrane. The transcript has a single exon. The coding region runs from base 1 to 1473 and encodes 490 amino acids. Gene Ontology annotation, molecular function: hexose transmembrane transporter activity. Gene Ontology annotation, biological process: monosaccharide transmembrane transport. Lineage: Eukaryota; Fungi; Ascomycota; Saccharomycetes; Saccharomycetales; Saccharomycetaceae. The record is from RefSeq and is a predicted model, not a curated record.